GCUACACUGUUUUCUUUUAAAAUUUAAAUAUUGAAGUUUAGAAUGAUUGUUGUAAUGUUUUUACUUUCAAUAAUUGCUCAGUGGUUUAAUCUUAUGCAUUUGUACAUGCAAUGGUGCAAUAGAAAAUUAAGAUUUAGACGUUGGUGGGUGAAACGUCACAUUACAAAUGAAAUGCGCGAUUUAUUUGGUGCCUACCAAACACUUUUUAUUUACUUUGCUCAAAAUGAUCAUGAGGAAUUUUACAACAUGACAAGGAUGACACCUCAUCAAUUUGAAACUCUAUAUGGACUUAUUCGACACAGGCUAAUUAAAAGAAGUAAAAGGAGACCCCUAUCAAAACGGCUUCGUUUGAUAAUUACAUUAAAUUACUUAGGUAACGGGGAUAGUCAUAAAACAACAUCUGCUUUCUUUCGGAUUGGUAAAUCAACAUCAUACCAAAUAAUUGCCGAAGUAUGUGAUGUUAUUUAUGAUUGUUUAUUUCCUAUUUAUUUUGCAAGAAAAAAUUCUUUUGAUUGGAAAGUCGUGGCUCGUGGAUUUCAUACAAAAUGGAAUUUUCCCAAUUGUAUAGGAGCAAUCGAUGAGAAAGAAAUCCGCAUUAAAAAACCUCCUCGUUCUGGAACCUUAUUUUUCAAUUACAAAAAAUUUUGCAGUUUCAAGUUACUGGCAAUUUGUGAUGCUUUUUAUAGGUUCACGUGGAUAGACGUAGGAGAUUUCGGAUCUGUCAGUGAUAUAUCUGCGUUUAGGUACACCGAUUUUUAUACUGCAUUAAAAAAUAAUUUAAUAGAUUUACCGCCAAAUGCUCCUCUACCUAGAACAAAUAUUGUUCUCCCACACUCUUUCGUCGGUGAUGAAAAUUUUCUUCUUGAAAAUUUUAUGAUGAGGCCUUAUUCGAGAGAUCGUGGGUUAGAUGAAAGAAGAAGAACAUUCAAUUACAGGCUAUCAAGAGCAAGAAACUGCAUAGAAGAUGCAUUUGGAAUUUUGUCAUCAAAAUGGCGAAUUUUACAAAGAAGCUUGGACUUCAAAUUACAAACUUCUAUAAAUGUAGUAAAAGCAUUGGUUUGUCUUCAUAAUUUUCUUUUAACUGAAGAACUACUUUUGGACGAAGGGGAUAGAUUGUAUUUUCCCGAAAAUCCAGGACAAAACAUAAAUAAUAAUGACAAUCUUGUAGUUGAAGAAAAUUAUGAGAUUCCUCUGGUUGCUGUCCAACAAAGAGAAAUAUUGUCAGAUUAUUUUAUAGCGGAAGAAGGUGUCCUGAACUAAAAAGUCCCUUCUAUAUUAAAUGGAUUGAAAAAUUUAAUAAACGUGUAAAAUAAAACAUUUUGUCAAUGUUUUAAUAAACUAUUUUUAUAAAAUUAUCCUCUUCAAUGUUUCAUAAAUUUUUUAAUAAUUUCUUAAAUAAUACACGGUUUUUUAAGUUCUUAGGAUUCAAAUUUUUUUAUAUAAUAACAAUUAUUUCUAAACAUUCACUUAUAUUAUCUUUCUUCUUAAAAAAUACUAAACG
Messenger RNA from Leptopilina boulardi, 1501 nucleotides. RefSeq names its product putative nuclease HARBI1. The transcript is spliced from 3 exons. The record is from RefSeq and is a predicted model, not a curated record. Bases 43 to 1260 code for a protein of 405 amino acids. NCBI's taxonomy places the organism in Eukaryota, Metazoa, Arthropoda, Insecta, Hymenoptera, Figitidae.